GGGAGUAGGGAAAUAAAAGCUGUGAUGUCCCAGCUGUUCUGAGCACUAAGGGACAUCAGUGAGUAUGAGUGACUCCAGGAAAGUGAGGGAGCCACCUCUGGACCUCCUGGAUGAGGAAGAUCAGACACCCAGGGGCACCAGAUAUUUUGUGAAAGGUUCUAUGCGGUCUCAAGGGCAUUGCAGGGGAUCUGUGCCAUGGCCCCAUGCUGCUGGUGCUUCAGCUUCUCUCCUUCAUCCUCUUCACCCUUCUCCUGCUGGUCAUCCUUGUCAAAGUCUCCAGACUUCCCAGUUUGCAAGAGCAUGCCAUGGAAGACACGAUCUACCAGGACCUGCCUCAACUGAAAGCUGGAAUUGACAGCCUAUGCCGCCCCUGUCAGUGGGACUGGACAUUCUUCCAAGGAAAUUGUUACUUCUUCUCGAGAUACAAUUGGCACAAUUCCAUCACCUCAUGCCAGAAAAUAGGUGCCCAGCUCAUGAUCAUCAAAAGUGAUGACGACUGUGAGCAUAAGUGGUUCUUGCCGAGAUUCCUGCAACAGACUUCUAAGAAAAAGGGUCAAACCUGGAUGGGGCUGUCAGACCUGCAAGACGAGGCCAAGUGGCAGUGGGUAGUUGGCUCACCCCUGAUGUUCAGAUUCACCAAGUAUUGGAGUGAAGGAGAGCACAAUUCUGGGGGAGAAGAUUGUACAGAAUUUAGAGGUGAUGGCUGGAACAACAUGCUGUGUGAGCUUGACAGAUUCUGGAUUUGCAAGACAUCUGCAGCCCCCUGCUCUACCAAGUGAAGUCCCAUCUAUCGCCACAGUGCCCUAGGCAGCAAGCUCGUGCACGGUGCUAUUCUGUGUUCUGCCAGUCAGUUCCUUCUUCCUGUCUGUGUGUAUGGAGGUUUUUGAUAAGAGACUUUCUUUUCUCCUCCCUCCUUCCCUUCUUCCUC
This is a messenger RNA of Perognathus longimembris pacificus (Pacific pocket mouse), 928 nucleotides long. Its product is annotated as CD209 antigen-like protein E. Lineage: Eukaryota; Metazoa; Chordata; Mammalia; Rodentia; Heteromyidae. The record is from RefSeq and is a predicted model, not a curated record.